Ambispora gerdemannii is the source of this 267-nucleotide messenger RNA. The record is from the annotation of a GenBank genome assembly. Lineage: Eukaryota; Fungi; Glomeromycota; Glomeromycetes; Archaeosporales; Ambisporaceae.
AUGUCAGAGUUCACUGAAGAAAUUGUUGAAUAUUCUAAUAAUUCGUCAACUACUGAAAAUAUAAAAGGUAACUGCCAGUAUUGGGUGAAAGAUGCACCAAUGGAUAUAACAAAGCAUUGUGCAAUAACAAUCCUCCAUCACAAACAUGGAAAUACGCAGGAAAAUGUGAAAGGUAACUACCAGUAUUGGGCGAAAAGUGCACCAAUGGAUAUAACAAAUCGGUGUGCAAAUAACCAUCCUAAAGUCACAUUUGAAGCGCGUCAAUAA